Messenger RNA from Ceratina calcarata, 2644 nucleotides. It is a transcript of the gene Hydr1, whose product is annotated as abhydrolase domain containing Hydr1. Gene Ontology annotation, molecular function: acetylesterase activity; monoacylglycerol lipase activity. Bases 762 to 1835 code for a protein of 357 amino acids. NCBI's taxonomy places the organism in Eukaryota, Metazoa, Arthropoda, Insecta, Hymenoptera, Apidae. Gene Ontology annotation, biological process: medium-chain fatty acid catabolic process; medium-chain fatty acid biosynthetic process. The record is from RefSeq and is a predicted model, not a curated record. The transcript has 7 exons.
ACUUAAUAAUUUAUCAGUAUUAAGAUUUGUCACAUUUCUAUUAGAAAAAACAAGACGCUUAAGAUAUAUAAAAGUUGUACAAUCAUUCUUCUAACAAAUGUGUAACAUGACAAACACAUGAUUUAUCGGAUUCGGUCUCAAAGGUCGAGAAACUGGUUUUCUUAUCGGUGAUAAUUUUUCGCGCGAUACGUUAUCAGGAUUUCAGCGAUACGAAUAGUUCGAACUCUCACACGACCCUUUAUAGCACGAUCCACAGGAGAUGCGCGAUUUAUUAAUUUGACCUUAAAACUCCGAGCCAUUUGUCCCAGGCAAAUUGCGAACGCGUUGAUUCGCGCAACCAGCGUACGCAUGCACCGGAACAGGUGACAUCGCACUCACUGUUCCAACAACCGUUCCGACCAAAAAUUAUGAAACGAUACUUGUUAAUCCCGUAGAAUUAUAUUAAUUAUAAGUAUGUAAGAUUCCGUCUUACAUAGUAGAUAGUAUGGUAAAUAAUUGGGAGAUUUAAAAAAGAAACUGAUGCGGCCGAGCAGUUGCAUACUUCUAAACAUAAUUGUUUUUUAAAUGCGAUAUUAAUCGCGUAGUGCACGCAAAUGUUUUUUCCAUUAUCAUAUAUGAUAAGCGGGAUGAAACAGAACGAUUUAGAAGCCCACAGGCCCAGCGCACUACGAUUUUGAAAAUGUGCGACGAAUGUGCGUAAUUUUUUUCAAGACUAAAAUUGUGAUAAGUAAUAAGAAGACUAUUAUUCAUUAAAAAGGCCAAUGCUGGUGUGCGCAAAUGGGCCAUUUCGAUCGUUUUUAACGGAACGCGUACCACUGGUCAGAAACAAAUUUUGGCCAACAUUAUGGUGUUUCGAAUCCAGAGCACAGACUAUUAUAGCCAGUCUUCUGAGGUCAAAAAUGAUGCCACGUAUUCACUAUCGCAGAGAGAUCCUGGCCUUGUCGGACGGGGGUGAAGUGGCUCUGGAUUGGGCGGAAGAGGGAUGUUCCGCUACUUCGCCGAUCGUAAUUAUUUUGCCAGGACUCACUGGCGCUAGUCAAGCGGAAUACAUCAAGUGCCUUGUUUCGUCCGCGAAAAAAGCUGGGAUACGAUGCGUAAUCUUCAACAACAGGGGACUCGGGGGCAUAGGACUCAAGACUCCACGAACGUACAACGCUGCGAAUAGCGACGAUCUAUCGGAAGUCAUCGACCAUGUACGAAAACUUCAUCACAACAUACAUCUGGGGGCGACAGGAAUUUCGAUGGGAGGAUUAAUUUUAGGUAACUACUUAGCUCAGCAAGGAAUGAAAGCAAAAGAAAAACUGAAAGGAUGCUUUCUGAUCUCCGUUCCGUGGAACGUGUUUGCUGCAACGAAGAACACGGAAGAGAACUAUUUCAAUUUGAUGAUAAACAAAUACUUGGCGUUCACACUUCGUAAAAAUGUACAACGUAUGCACAACUCUGCGGAAUUCGGAAUGUUCGACGUUGAUAUCGAACCUAUCCUCAAAAGUCGAACCGUGCGGGAAUUUGAUUCACACUUUACGGUCAAACAGUUCGGUUAUAAAGACGUGGAAGAAUAUUAUUCGAAUGCAACUAUACAUGACAAAUUACACUUGAUUGACGUGCCAUUAUUGUGUCUCAGCGCUGCAGACGAUCCAUUUCAACCAGUUCAAGCUAUACCAUUGAAGGAAAUAGCGGAAACUAAAAACGUGGCCGUGGUGGUAACUUCGCGAGGUGGUCAUAUCGGUUUCUUGGAGGGUGUGUGGCCAGUGAAAAAAGAACAGUACAUGGGUAAACUGUUUUCCCAAUUUUUCACCGCACUUUUCACUAACGACGCAAAUUACCAAUCAUUAUGACGAACUUUCGUACAUGAAAGUACAUUCACGAAUGUCGAUAUCAAACGUCCCACUUACUUUUAACUAUUGCGUAAAUAUGACGAAGUGCCAUGAAUGAUCACAUUCAGGGUAUUACACAUGUGAUGUUAAUAGUAUUAAGGGUAAUUAAUGAAUUUUCUACAGUUUAUAGUAACGAGACAAGGAAUUCCGAUCGAUUAAUUAUUUUGUACUCGCACGUAUAUAAAUUGUUUACGGACUAAAAUGCACUGACAUUUGUACAUUUUUGUCAAUAGCAAGGUUAUAUUUAUUUAUAAAUAUGAUAAGUAUUUAGUUACAAAAUUUGAAUGCAAUUCGAUGCGUUGGUGUUAUAAUAGGUAUAUUUUUUUCAAUGCAAUAAUUGUGAUAAGGCAAAGUUCCUUGAAAGUCAACAGUAUCGGAAUGGUGCGACAAUUCGUAAUCAUUGCUUUAAUACUACGUUUAAAAUAAUUUUUAAAAUUUGUUCCGUAAUUAUAGAUUUAAAGAACGGAACUCGCCUAUGAUAUUAUUGUGAUAGAGGAACCCAGAGGUGCACUUUGUUACUUCUAUACACACACACACACACAUAUAUAUAUAUAUAUAUAUAUAUAUAUUCUGUAUAUAUAUAAUUUUUCUGAAAAGAAAGGUCUACAUAAAAAUUUUAAAAAGAAAAGAAUCAGCAAGGAUAUUUGAUAGCAUUAUCUUUUUCUAAAAUUGUAAAGUAUAUUAAAUGAAGUUACGGUAAUAUGCACUAACAAUAAAAUGUAUUCUUGUUAUUUAAUAUUUAAUAAAAACUUCACAUAUUAAUCGUAUAA